AUGAAGAUACGACAAACAUACCAAUUAACCGAUCAAUUUGUUGCAUUUGUAAAAGAAAUUACAGUCAGAUGCAAUAAAUAUCGUGAUUUAAUUGAGUUUGUAGGUAAACCACCUUCUGUUGUGGUAACCAGAUGGAAUACGUGGCUAGAAUGUGCCAUAUGGUAUUAUUCGAAUUACUCUGGGGUUAAUAAUUUUUUAGGGAAAAAUUGA
Molecule: messenger RNA, 210 nt
Organism: Enterospora canceri
Lineage: Eukaryota; Fungi; Microsporidia; Enterocytozoonidae
Source: the annotation of a GenBank genome assembly